Messenger RNA from Limulus polyphemus (Atlantic horseshoe crab), 2181 nucleotides. Its product is annotated as cilia- and flagella-associated protein 99-like. The transcript is spliced from 17 exons. Lineage: Eukaryota; Metazoa; Arthropoda; Merostomata; Xiphosura; Limulidae. The coding region runs from base 268 to 2109 and encodes 613 amino acids. The record is from RefSeq and is a predicted model, not a curated record.
AUGAGCUGUGUCACAAAAAUGAGCAGACGACUUUUUUUAUACUGAUUUUGUUAAAUUAGGCCUAAGUUUCAGUGACAGUACUGACAUUGUAAGAGUUUGUUGCUAUUGCCACUAUAGUAUGGGGUACUAUGAGUAUGAAAUGGUACUGAUUGUGUGACAAAAUGAAAUAUAAUUGAACAUUCAACAGAAAUAUUAUGGUAUUGAAAUAGCAGGCAUGUUAAGCAUUAAAAAAUCUUUCCUGAUAGGUGAAGAACUUAACAUUUCAUAAUGAGUAGUUGUCCAGUGAAGCUUUUUGAUAAUCUUGUUGAUUUUAUCUCUGAUUACAAUCCUUCUUAUGACAUAAAUGUAGAGGAGUACAUUGUAGCAAAGACAGCGAAUGAGACACUUGAUGAAAAAGGUCUGAAUGUUCUUAAGCAACUGUUUGUAGAAUUUCUACAUUAUGAGAAAAUAUUCAGUACUGUGACAAAGGAGUUUUAUGCAACUGUAGGGAGAAAUGUUAAAGCUAUAAAUGAAGAACUUUUCAAAGUUAUUUGUUAUCUCGUUCUCUUUCGGCUUGAAAACAUUGGGAUUCAACAACUGAAAAAAUUCAUAUUGCAGAAAAAUUCAAGAUCAGUUAAAAAGUUUCUAACAUUUUUGUUAGAUGAAAAUGUCAUAAAAGAAAGCCUUCUUCCCAAAUGGUACAGAGUCUAUGAUCUAGCCUUUGUCAGUUGCUUUGUAAAAAAAUUUAUCAGGUGGCUCCCAGCACUAAAGGAUGAUGUUUUGGAUCAGAUCAUAAGCGAAAAACCAAAAGAAAGAUAUGUGAAGCCAGCAACAGUGGGCAAAGAGUAUAUCUGGUUCAGAAGUGAUGCAGUCUUCCACAUCAGAUCUUCAAUUCUGAAGAUCUUCUCUUGGGGAGUGUCCUUGUGGGAUGAGCAAAAAGAUGAAAUCACUAUUAAAGCUAUUCCUGUACCUAAGAGCACCUAUCAGUCCCCGUCCAUCAGUGUCAAAAUUAGCCAGCAAAAAUUGAAAAAUAAAGAAAAAGGGAUGGCUUUACUUGAAAAGGCUACUACUGAAAUGCCCAGAUGUGCAGAAAUAAUGAAACCUGUGUAUUGUCCACCAGCUGAGAAUCUAGAAAAGGUGGAAAAAGGGAAGAAGUUUGCAUGGAAUCCUGUUCCAAAAGAAACACUUUCAUCAGUUCCUGUGAGGCGUACUUGGGCAUCCAUUUUACGUGAAGGAUCAGUAUUUCAAAAAAAAGAAGAACAGGAUUUCAAGUUUUUGGCUGCAUUAGAAGCAGGAGCCAGAGACCUAUCACAACAUCAACAAUAUGUUGAGAAGAAAAGACAGAAGGAACUGGAAGAAGAAUUGGCUUAUAUUGAAUGUCAACGACUAGAUGGUUUGUUGAGCUACCAAGAAGCAAUUAGAGCACGUCAAAAUUUAGUUGAAGAAAAAAGAAGGCUGGUGAAACAAGUUAAAGCUGAGACUGAAGAGAAACUGAGAAUUUAUUUGCAAGAAAAGAUUCAAACAAAGAAGAAAUUAAGGCAACUAGUAGAAGAAAUUUUACAAGGAAAAGAUAAGACAAAAAGAGCCCAGGAAAAACUUAAGAAUUACAAGAAAAAGAUAGUACAGCAAAUGACCAAAGAGAAUCAAGAACUAAUGAAAAGAGCCUUCGAAGAGAUGGAAAAGGAGUUACAACAGAAAGCUCAACUAAUUAAAGAAAUACGAGCAAUGGAAGCAUGCUCUCUGAUUCGACAGCCAAAAGUAGUGGAUCCUACUCAAACUUCAGGAAUGGGGUUUUUGACUGAGAUGUCUUUAUUUGAAUUGAGAAAAAAACUAUCUAAGCUAAAGUUAAUCCAACAAAAGGAAUUAGAAGAGAAAAUGGCAAUGAUCCAAGAAACCCGAGAAGCUCGUCACAAAAUUUUGGAAGAGACGUUGGAAACAAUCUGUCGCCAACGUGAACUUCAGAGGUUACAAGAUCAGGUUUCAAAGAUAGCAGAAAAAGAACAAAACAGAAAGGUUUCUAAAAUGAAAGUGGAAUCUCAAGAAAUCAAAGAGCUCAGGCAGCGCUUGGAAGAGUGCAGAGCUCACAGAUUAGGAUACUCAACUGAACAAAGAACACAAGAUAGCCAAUGAUAUGCAUGAAAGUAGCAUUUAUUGUAUUCAUACUAAAUGGUGAUCCUUUUACAGUAAAUGUAUUAAAUUUUA